This is a messenger RNA of Chrysochloris asiatica (Cape golden mole), 1313 nucleotides long. RefSeq names its product bone morphogenetic protein 8B-like. Gene Ontology annotation, molecular function: growth factor activity; cytokine activity. NCBI's taxonomy places the organism in Eukaryota, Metazoa, Chordata, Mammalia, Afrosoricida, Chrysochloridae. The transcript is spliced from 7 exons. The coding region runs from base 1 to 1212 and encodes 403 amino acids. The record is from RefSeq and is a predicted model, not a curated record. Gene Ontology annotation, biological process: SMAD protein signal transduction. Gene Ontology annotation, cellular component: extracellular region.
AUGGCUGCGUGGCCCGGCCCGCUCUGGCUGCUGGGCCUGGCGCUGUGCUCCCUGAGCGCCGGCGGCCCCUGCCCGCGGCCCGCACCUUGUUGCCCGCAGCGUCGCCUGGGCGCCCGCGAGCGGCGCGACAUGCAGCGCGAGAUCCUGGCGGUGUUGGGGUUGCCCGGGCGUCCCCGGCCCCGCGAACCGCCUGCCGCCGCCCGGCUGCCAGCGUCUGCCCCGCUCUUCAUGCUGGACCUCUACCACGCCAUGGCUGACGACGACGACGACGACGACGACGGGCGCCCGGAGCGGGGCCUCGGCAGAGCCGAUCUGGUCAUGAGCUUUGUCAACAUGGUGGAGCAUGACCACACCCUGGCCCAUCAGGAGCCCCACUGGAAGGAGUUCUGCUUUGAUCUGACCCAGAUCCCAGCAGGGGAGGCAGUCACAGCUGCUGAAUUCCGGAUUUAUAAGGUGCCAAGCGCCCACCAGCUCAACAGGACCCUCCACAUCAGCAUGUUUGAGGUGGUCAAGCAGCAGGCCAACAGGGAGUCUGACUUGUUCUUUUUGGAUCUUCAGACGCUCCAAGCUGGGGACGAGGGCUGGCUGGUGUUGGACAUCACAGCAGCCAGUGACCGCUGGUUGUUGACCCGUAACAAGGACCUGGGACUCCGCCUCUAUGUGGAAACGGAGGAUGGACACAGUGUGGACCCUGGACUGGCUGGUCUGCUAGGGCGCCAUGCACCGCGCCCCAAACAGCCCUUCGUGGUCACUUUCUUCAGGGCCAGCCCCAGCCCCAUCCGAACCUCACGAGCGGUGAGGCCGCUGAAGAGGAGGCUGCUGAAGAAAACCAACGAGCUGCCACAGACCAACAGGCUCCCGGGGAUCUUUGAUGACAUCCACGGCUCCAACAGGCGGCAGGUGUGCCGACGGCAUGAGCUCUAUGUCAGCUUCCAGGACCUCGGCUGGCUGGACUGGGUCAUCGCCCCCCGAGGCUACUCGGCCUAUUACUGUGAGGGGGAGUGCUCCUUCCCGCUGGACGCCUGCAUGAACGCCACCAACCAUGCCAUCCUGCAGUCUCUGUUGCACCUGAUGAAGCCUGACGCUGUCCCCAAGGCGUGCUGCGCACCCACCAAGCUGAGCGCCACAUCCGUGCUCUACUAUGACAGCAGCAACAACGUCAUCCUGCGCAAGCACCGCAACAUGGUGGUCAAGGCCUGUGGCUGCCACUGAAUGAGGCCACACCCAUAUGUGCCUGCUGCGGCCUCCAGUCCCACCCAAUCAGCCUCCUCUUCAGCCAAGAAAACUUCAAGUGUGGUCACAGCUCAGGCAGG